ACGGUAGACAUGAUGGCUCCUAAUGUAAAAUUGGAAAAGUAACUUAAGUUACCACGCUAAUGGUACUUGAACAACACACUCGGAGGUAUAUUUUGAUGGUUUUGGUGAGAAACUCCCUUUUCAUUCAAGCUAACUUGAUAGUCGUGCUCCGCAGACGCGCAACGGACUCGAAACAAACCCUGAACUGUCCACCGGCUACUCAUGUGGCUUACUUGUAGUUCAUGAUGGAUCUUCCGUGCGUUCAGUGGCAAGAUCAUGUUGCACAGAAAUGGAUCGGACUCGACCCCGAGCUGAAGGAAACAUUAACGUCCCAGCUUGAAGUAGAUGAUCUUUUCAAAUGUGCCCUAACUCUGACAACCCAAGAUGAUCUGGACUUGGUGCGGUCGAUCUCUUCAGGAUACUCUGCACAGAAGGAUGCAGAGCUAGCAGCCACAUGCAGGGAGAAGGGGAACUGUAGCUUCAAGACCAGAGACUACCCUGCAGCCGCUCUGCACUAUUCACAGGUGACGUGAAGAUAUUCUUCUAUUGCUCAACAUGAAAAUAUAUACUUCAAUGAUACUACAAUAACGCAUUAAAUCACGAGAAAUGCCACUAUUCAAU
Messenger RNA from Anarrhichthys ocellatus (wolf-eel), 600 nucleotides. Its product is annotated as SET and MYND domain-containing protein 4-like. Lineage: Eukaryota; Metazoa; Chordata; Actinopteri; Perciformes; Anarhichadidae. The transcript has 2 exons. The record is from RefSeq and is a predicted model, not a curated record. Bases 222 to 512 code for a protein of 96 amino acids.